This is a messenger RNA of Clonostachys byssicola, 2910 nucleotides long. NCBI's taxonomy places the organism in Eukaryota, Fungi, Ascomycota, Sordariomycetes, Hypocreales, Bionectriaceae. The record is from the annotation of a GenBank genome assembly.
AUGCAGUGGCAACCACAGUCUCAAUCUGGCUGCGUCGUCGUGGUCGAUGGUCUUCCAAGAUAUCUUCCUCAAGUCAAAACAGAUAUCCACACGACCAUUUUUGACAUCACGUCAAGGACGCAUUUAAUUCAACAAUUUGUUAAUCCUUCCUCAAAAGACCCAAUCGAUGAGAUCAGUUACGUCUUUCCCCUCUAUGACGGCGUCUCCGUGAUCAGCUUCACUUGCACCGUAGCCGACCGCAUCAUCAAGGGCGUGGUCAAGGAGCGGCAGCAGGCUAGGCGAGACUAUACCCAGGCGAAAGAGGAUGGGAGAGUCGCUGGCCUUGUAGAACAAUCCUUUCAAGCUUCAGAUGUCUUUACUACAACGAUCGGCAAUGUACCCGCUGGUAGGAAAGUGGUUGUCGAAAUUGUCUAUAUAGGCGAGCUGAAGCACGAUGCACAGGCUGACCGAGUGCGCUUGACUAUCCCGACUCGUGUGGCCCCACGAUAUGGAUCUUCGGGGUUGAGCACUGGCGGAAUACACCCGAAAGAAGAGGGCAUAUCGAUGACAGUCGACGUCGAAAUGCCUGAAGGGUCCUUCAUCGAGUCGCUUGCGUCACCCUCUCAUCCAGUUGUUGUCAGCAUUGGCGCCCUGUCCACGGCCGAGGCUUCUUCGGAGCGCUCAUUAAACAAGGCAUCUGCCGUGCUGCACCAGACAAACUCUACUCUGGACCAUGACUUCGUCAUUGAAGUCUCGGCUAAGGGGCUAAUGGAGCCGACCGCGUUUCUGGAAGUACACCCUACGAUUCCCAAUCAGCGGGCUCUCAUGGCGACUCUGGUGCCAAAGUUCAAUAUGCCGGUAUCAGAUCUGCCGGAAAUCGUAUUCUUGUGCGAUCGGAGUGGCAGCAUGGAGACAAAAAUCAGAAACCUUGUUGUUGCAUUAACUACGUUUCUCAAAUCCUUGCCAAUCGGUAUUAAAUUCAACAUCUACAGUUUUGGUAGUUCAUACACCUCUCUAUGGCCAAGGUCGAAAGAGUACGACCAAGAAACGCUUGAACAAGCUGUUGCUCACAUCAACACCUUCAGGGCCGAUUAUGGUGGCACUGAGAUUUAUCCGGCGAUGGAUGGUGCAUUCAAGAAUGCCUACAAGGAUCUCAAUCUUGAAGUUUUCUUGUUGACAGAUGGCCAAAUAUGGAAUCAAGAAGCCCUGUUCAAGUUGAUCAAUGACCAAGCGGCUUCAACUCAAGGCAGGGUCCGAGUUUUCAGUCUCGGCAUAGGGCAUGGUGCCAGCUCAGCACUGGUCGAAGGUGUGGCGAGAGCAGGAAACGGGUUUGCGCAGAUGGUUUCAGACAACGAAAGAAUUGACGACAAGGUCGUCAGAAUGCUAAGAGGAGCUCUUCUUCCGCAUGUAAAUGAGUACACACUCGAGAUCAAGUAUGGGUCAUCGAGCAAUUCUGUUGAAGACGAGGACGACUUCGAACUCAUUGAACGAGUCGUGGAUUCGCUUCAUCUCGAUACAAAUUCGGGUAAGGAGACGGGACCAGCAAAGUCUAAGCAACAGCAAACUAUCUCUCUUUACGACCCAACUGUGGAUAUAGGCAUCGCCGAAGGUACCCGAGACGCAAAAAGGGCCAAGCAUGACCAUUUGUUGACCGUUGAGGCACCUCGUUACCUUCAGACUCCUACCCGGAUUCCACAACUGUACCCAUUCAUUAGGACCACUGUCUACGUUCUACUUUCAAAUACGACACCCGAGAAAACUCCAAAAUCAGUCCUCCUCAAAGGCGCGUUCCAAGACACGAUCUUAGAGCUGGAAAUACCUAUCAAGCAACUUCCAGAAAAGUCAACCACCAUUCACCAGCUGGCGGCCCGGAACGAGACCAAGGACCUUGAGGAGGGUCGUGGAUGGCUCUACAGCGCAGUUGAUAAUGAUGGAACGUACUUGAGAGAUAAAUUCGAAAGCAGAUUUUCCGAGAUGGUUGAGCGUGAAGCAGUCAGGCUAGGGGCACAAUUCCAGGUUGCAGGAAAACACUGCUCAUUCGUCGCUGUCGAGGAGCUCACCUCCACGGUUUUAGGAACUUCCGAUAAUCAAUUAGACAACACUCAACCCAACCUUUCGAGAGCGAUAUAUCCACAUCAAAACGUUGGCCAGGUUCCACAGGCGAACGCUACCUCAGUGGCUGAUUACCAUUCCCAACUAAUGCUGCUCGAGCAACAAAAUAAAAAGAGACUCAUGAUGGCACGGCAAGAGCACGACCUUGCUCCUGGCAAUUUGUUUCUCCAGGCCGCUACGCAGUCCGUCCCUUCGUCGAAUAAUUUCGGAGGCAUGGUCGCUCCUAUGGCCAGCUUCCCCACUGACACUAGACCUCCCGUGUUUACGCCCUCAGCCUUGCACUCUGGCGAUGUGUUGAACGACUUUGAUUUUGAUUCCUUCCUACAUGACGGAAGUGGCAAUAGUGAACCUUUUGAUUUUAAUGCAGGCUUCACCGCCACUGAAGAGACAGUGGGCGAGCUGCCCCAGAGCGUCGCUCAAGCUCCCGCAUUCGUGAGCCCGGGCGUUGUGCAGGCUUCUCCGGACAUUCAAGGCCUUGAUUCUGGAGCUCUCGGUCGCCUCCAUAGACUCAUCUCGCUGCAGACAUUUGCGGGUUCCUGGAUUUUGGACAACAACUUGGAAGAAGUCUUAGGUAUAUCCAGCGAUCAUUUGCUACGCCUGCAUCUACCUGAUUCAGUCGUCAACCACGCGCAAAAGGACGAAAUUAUCGCGACCUCUUGCGUGAUUUCUUUCUUGAGUAGGAAAUUUAGCGCUGAGAGCGGGUCUUGGGAGAUGUUGGUAGAGAAGGCUGACCGUUGGCUGAAGGAGCGCGUUGGGGAGGAUGUAACAAUCCUCAAAGCGGCUCUUGAAUCUUCUCCUAUGGUCAGCAUGUUCACCUAA